GUGAGGACGUGAGUGAGGGAGACUAUUAGCCUCACUUGUUCUCUGAUCGUCCGUCACGCCACACCUGUCUCGCCCUUCCCCAGGAUGCGCUCUCUGGCUGCCGCCCCCGCCGUGGUGCUGCUGCUGGCCCUCACCGUGUGUCCCGCCCAGGCUGGUUUCAUAGAUGACCUUAUAAACCAAGUCAAGUCAAUCUUCCAAACGUACGAGGAGGCGCCCUACGUUGUCGCCGGCACUGGGAAUGGCUACCAAGAGAGAGUGUACUCGAGAACCAAGUGGGUGUGCAAGACUGUGAGUGACAACCCGCGUGUAGGGGAGGACCUCAGUCUGCUCUUCUGGCCCCUAUUCAACUACAUCAACGGCCAGAACAACAGGAACGAAAAGAUCCCAAUGACAGUACCAGUAUCGACAGAGGUCACCAUUCGCAGCCAGACAGACAAGACCUACAAGAUGUGCUUCUACCUGGCCGAGCAGCAGCAGCAGAACCCACCGGAGCCCCUUCCUUCAUCCGGAGUGUUCAUACAAGAUCGUCAAGAGCUGCGUGUGCUGACCAGGACUGUGGGAGGCUACAUGACUUCCGAGGAGAACUGGAUGCAGGAGGCGGGCGAGUUGGCGGCGGUACUGCAAGAGAAUGGAAUUACGGUUAACCUCGCCAAGAUGUACUGGGUUGGUUAUGACUCUCCAAUGAAGUUCUGGGGACGACGCAACGAAAUCUGGUUCCCUGUUGGAAACUAAACAACAACAACGACAACAACAACAACAACAACAACAACAAGAACAGCAACAACAAUGACAACGACAACGACAACAACAACACACACUUUCUUAUACGUAUAAACAAAUCAACAAAAUUCUUAAUCAAUCUACCAAAGAUGAAAAAGAAAAAAAGAAAAGACCAUUUCCUCUACACACACACACACACACACACACACACACAACACACACACACUCAGAAAAACAAAUGACGCAACACCAAAACGCUCGACAGUUCUGCCAACCUAAGCGAUUCGUCACCAAUCAGAGCUGCCAACCCAACACGGGCCAACCACGUGAGAGGAGCCGCCGCGCCAGGGCAGCCAAUCACCUGAAGCGCCACAAAGAUACCCCAUGAUAACGACACUCCUCUUAUCGCAAUAAAUGAUGACACACUGAUCA
This is a messenger RNA of Portunus trituberculatus (swimming crab), 1152 nucleotides long. RefSeq names its product heme-binding protein 2-like. Bases 85 to 732 code for a protein of 215 amino acids. The record is from RefSeq and is a predicted model, not a curated record. The transcript has 7 exons. Lineage: Eukaryota; Metazoa; Arthropoda; Malacostraca; Decapoda; Portunidae.